CGCUGUCAGUAGCAAACAAAUCGUAGAGGCAAGCAGACGAUGAAAGCUGAAAUGUAUUUCUGGCUGGAAGUCUCAGUGGUGGUUCUAUCUGUUCAACUGGUGACCUGCCAAGAUCCGGACCUAGUAAGAACCUGCGCCGAAUACAAAACCGAAGUCUGGGAUGAGACCUCUGAGUUCAGUCUGCUAAUAGAGGGAUCUGCACCUAUCUACAAGACGGAGGACAAGUGCACCAGCUACGCACCCCUUAUAAUUGGCGGUGGACCAGCCUCGCCCAAGGAGUUUCCUCACGCCGCCCGGCUGGGACAUCGCGAUGAAGAUGGCAAGACGAUUUGGUUUUGUGGAGGAACUCUUAUCAGCAAUCGGCAUGUGCUGACGGCAGCUCAUUGUCACUUUGCCGACGAGGGCUCUGUUAAUAUCGUCCGCCUCGGGGAACUAGAGUUUGGCACUGACACCGACGACGCUGAUCCCGAGGACUUUAGCGUUAAGGACCACACGAUGCAUCCCGACUUCGAUUAUCCAGCUCUUUACAAUGACCUGUCCAUCAUUAGGCUGACCAGGACUGUAUCCUUUAACGAGUACAAGCAUCCAGCAUGCCUUCCGUUUAGCGACGGAAAAUCAGACCCUUCCUUCGUCGCCAUCGGCUGGGGGCAGCUAGAGUUCGUUCCUCGGCGUGGUGCGGAGACCAAGAAGCUGCAGAAGGUUAAGCUCAGUAACUACGGCACCCGCUGCUCGAUUACCGCGGAAAAAAACGAGCAGCUGCCCAAUGGAUAUAAUGCCACCACGCAAAUCUGUAUUGGGUCAUCUGAGCACAAGGAUACCUGCAACGGCGACUCUGGCGGACCAGUGCUAACCUACCACAAGACAUUUCCUUGCAUGUACCACGUAAUGGGUAUCACCUCGUUUGGAGUGGGUUGCGACACGCCCGAUGUGCCCGCCAUGUAUACGAGGGUGCACUUCUACAUCAACUGGAUCAAGCAGGAGCUGGCCAAGACGUAAAGAUUUAGAUUUGGAUAAAUUUUUGAUGAAUAUCCGUAAAUUUCAAUGUAUACAUUUUAACAACAACCCGGCUAAAUAAAUGUAAAAACAAUGAUUUAAAAAAACCUUACCAAGUCAA
This is a messenger RNA of Drosophila kikkawai, 1114 nucleotides long. Its product is annotated as venom protease. Lineage: Eukaryota; Metazoa; Arthropoda; Insecta; Diptera; Drosophilidae. The record is from RefSeq and is a predicted model, not a curated record. Gene Ontology annotation, molecular function: serine-type endopeptidase activity. Gene Ontology annotation, biological process: proteolysis.